Molecule: messenger RNA, 4059 nt
Organism: Hydra vulgaris (swiftwater hydra)
Lineage: Eukaryota; Metazoa; Cnidaria; Hydrozoa; Anthoathecata; Hydridae
Source: RefSeq, a predicted model, not a curated record
GGUAAGCGAAGUUUCACGGAACUUUCUCUUUGGCUAAUUGGAUUAUUAUAUAUCAGUUUUAAAAUAAUGGCAAGUAAAGCAUCGGAACAAAGAAAUGUGAGUAAAGCUGAGACGAAUAAUGUUGCUGAUGGCUCGUCAGUUAAUGAUUCUUGUUCAUUUGUUGAAAGCAGUUUAUCAAAGCAUGCAACUGAAAAUAAGUUGUUAUUUUAUGAAACUUUAUGUAAAACAAAUAAUAGUAAUUUAAAAAAGCAGUAUCUUAUUUUAAUGAACAAACUCGAAACUGGAAAAUCCUCCAUAAUAGAAGUUUUUAAUCAUGUUUCAAAUCUUUUGGUUGAUGAACCAAAAUUAAUAGAUCUUUUUGCUGUCCUUAUUUUAACAGAACAGGAAGCUUGCACUGUUGGAAAGUUGGGCAAAUGGCUUUACUAUCAAGCUGCAACCAAGUUUUUUAACAGUUGCAAGGAGGUUGUACGGACAGAAAAAUUAUUCAAAGUCUUGAAGACCAUUCCAGACUUGUCACUUUGUGAUGAUGAUGAUAAAAAUGUUGCAUUCUAAGAUGAUGUCAGAAACAAACCAAACUCUCAAACAAAAUAAAAGAAAGUAAGACAAGAAGAACAAAGGAAGUAUUUUUAUCAAAACGGCUAUUUUCAUAGCCACAAAUCCUAAUACAAACAUUAUGAUAUUAGAACAUUUAACUAGUUGAGCAGAAAAAGAAUACCAAAAAUGCAUGUAAAAAAAUUAUAAGAUUUUAAAAUUUUCCUUAGUUUAUCUUAAAUAUUAUUUUAUUGUUUACAAGAUUUUUUACCAACUCAAAUAUGAAACUAGUCAAAAUUUGCAAUUAAUUGUUGGUUGUAAAUAAAAAAGUUAUUAUGUUUAAAUUUAGUGAAUUAUUUAACAUGUUUUACUUUUUAAGUUUAAAAACUCUCCUAUUGUUAUUUUGUAUGUUUAUUUUUAUUUUAGUUUAUAAUAACAUAUAUUACUAACUUUAAGUUGUCAGAAGGGUCAAACAGUAAUUUAUAUAUUUUUUAAAAUUAUGGACAUUAUUGUUUGCAUGAGUGAGCUGUUCAAAAGACACCGUAAUUUGCUUGAUGCAAACUGUAAACACCAUGACAAAAAGAAAAAAUCAUUUAAAAAAAUCUACUAAUUUCUUUAAUAGAGGUUUCUCUGUGACAAGAAGCUUUUUUAGGUAGCUCAUUAUAAAGGUUUCACAAUAUCAAUUUUAACUUUUUUUACAAUAAUUUAUAAAAAUACAAUAAUCACCUACUUAGAAAAUGUAUUCAAUAAUUAUAAUUAAUUUAUUGUAAUAAUUAUAUAAAUAGUAAUUGAUGUUGAAAAAACUUUAUAAUGACAACAUCAACAAGACGAUUAAACAGAAUGGUGAGGUUAUGCUUUAUAUUUUGAUUGAAUAAAAUUCCAAAUAUUUAUAACUUUGAUCAUAUCCUUCUAUUUGUUAUUUUAGAUCAAUUGACAUACGAUAUGUAUAAAAAAUAUUGCUCCCAACACCCAGGGCCUCUCUUAGAAAGGUUUUUUAAUAAGUGGUGUUCUGUAAAUAAGUGGAUGAGUCCUCCUUCCAAUGGAGGGCUCAUCUGUACCGGUGUGUUCGGAGACACCAAAAAUCAAACAGCAAUAAAAGAGUUAUAAAUAAUUUCUAUCAGUUAUUAUAUUUAUAACUUUUUUGCUGCUGUCUUUUUUUUGGUUUUUUUUUAAUAUAUUAUAAUUUUUUUUUCAAGUUAGUAGUUUACUUUUUUUUUUUUGAUGAUAUAUUUGUUGUAUAUUUGAUUUUUUUUCUUCUUUAUUAAUUAAAAUCAAAACUAAAUUAAACCUAAAAUACAAUUAAAUCAUCCAAAUAAUCAUAGUAUAAUGAUGCUACAUUCAAUUGUUAAAAGUGAUAUAUUGCAGUUGCUGCUUUUAAAAUUUACUAUAAGCUAAGAAUAUAUUUAGCUUUAUAAGUGCAAUUAAUUUAUAUCAAUUUAAUUUUUAUCUUAAAUGUUUAUAGUUAAGCUUCUUAAAGCAUUUUAUUUUGCUCUUAAUUGAAAUAUUUUAAAUAUAUUGCGAUGUCUUCUAAAUAAAACCAUAGUCAAUAGGAGUAAUACUGGUCGGGAAAUCUUGCGUAAUUGAAGCUGAUUUUGAGCGAAACUUAAACACUAAAAAAUAGCAGUCACGAGAUCAAAGUAAGUGGAAAUUUUAAUUUAAAAUUGCUGAAAGUGAUUUAUAUUUUUGUACUGAAGAUUUAGAUUUUAUGUUUUUGGACAUUGAUCAGGAUCUUUUGAAUAAUGAAAUAGAAGUAGAUCUAAAUGAAGCAUUAGACGAGGCAAGUAAAACUUUAUAUUUUAUAUUUAUACAUUGUACAUAUUUUAGUGUAAUUAUGGUUUAUUCACACUGGACUGAUCAAGUCAGCAGCUUGUACAUGUGUGUAAAUAAAUCAGUAAAUUUAUUUAUUUUUUUAGCACGCUAAUUUUUUUGUAGUUAUAAUUUAUUUUUAUUUUUUAAAAUUUACAUGUAAUGGUUAUUCUUAGGUGACAACAUCUGCUGCAUUCUCAUGUCAAAAGUGCAAAAAGACAAAGGGUGGGUUAACAAGACAUAUCCGAACAAAACAUUCUGAUGGUAAGCCUGAUACUGUUGAAGCAGAGAAAAUUUCUUAUCAGUUAAGACUAUAAGUUAAUGAAGUUAGACUAUAAGUUAAUGAAGUUAUAAAUACUUUGCUAAGUGAAAAAUACUACCAAGACAUAACAUUAAAUAAAAUAUCUCUAAAAUAUUAAACGAUCUGUUAUACCAACAGUGCAACAAAUUUACAAAAUGUUAGUGAAGACAGGAAAUGGUGAAAGUUUUUACAUGAAAACAUAUUCUUCACUUGUAUUGAGUCUGAUAAAUAUUUUAUUGAUCUUGAAAAAUCUUAAAGUACGCUAAUAUCCAACAGCGUUAACAGAUUAAAUUUUGUAUUACUACAAAAUAUCUUUUUUAGAGAAUAAAUCAAUUGAACUGAAACCUAUAUCUGCAAAAGAAUUAGAUGGUCUUUAAUUAGUGCCAGCAAAUAUUUAUUCUAACAGAAAUAAAAUUUCGGUCCGAAACUCUAAAUUCAAUGCUAAGAAAAGUUGAUAUUGCAAAUAUGGCAUCUGAGCUAAUCACAAAUACAACUGUGCAAAAUUUUUAUAAUGAUAUUGUUGAGAACUCCUGCCAAUUUGAAAUUGAUAAAAAAGUUUAAACAAAUCUUUAAGAGAGUAUGGUGAAAUUAUACUUAAGAGUAAGAUCAUUUUCGAUGACUAAAGAUGUUGUUCAAAGACAAAAAGCUAUGUUGAAAAAAACUAAAUCAAAAGGUGGGCUUCGAUCAAACAUUAAAAAAAGGUCUGAUAAGUCUACAAUAAAGAAAUAGUGAGCAGGGGUGGGUAUAGGAUACAGGUGAGCCAACACCUCUGGCACAGUGUCAGCUUACCUGUAAGUUGCCUUAUGUAUAUAUGUGUUCUGUGUAAACCUCUGGCGUGGUGUUAAUUCACUCGUAAGUCGAUUUUUUUUUAUGUUUGUUCUGUGUAGACCUCUGGCAUGGUGUUCGCUCACUUGUAAGUCGCUUUAUAUUUGCUAUGUUAUUGUUGUGUUAUCAUUUUUAUGUUUUUGUUGUGUUUGUUUUGUUUGAGCCCAGAUGCAGUGUUGCUAUAUCAUAAGUUAUUUUAUGUUUGUUUGUGUUCUGUAUUAAUCUCUCGCACCGUGUUGGCUCAUCCGUAAGUUGUUAUAUGUAUAUUUCCUUUGUUAUUGUUGUGUGUAAUCAUUGUUAUGUUAUUGUUGUGCUGUUUUGUGUUGAUAGACAACUUGGCUACCUUCUCGUUGGUGUCUAUUGUUAAUAAUGAUUAUUAGGUAGUUUCGUUACUGAAACUCCACUUUUAAUCAUUAACUAAAAGCCAAGAAUCAAGUUUUAUAAAUAAAAUGUAUAUUUUGAUGUUUUCAUUUUUUAUUUUUAGUGCUGUUAAUACUUCACAACAGCAUUCUUACGAGUUCGGUUUAUUAUUUAUUAUUCAUUUAGCGAGUAUUUUAAUUUUUUUAACACGAAUUAAAAAAAAUAUUUAUAUGCAA